This is a messenger RNA of Porites evermanni, 11274 nucleotides long. The record is from the annotation of a GenBank genome assembly. NCBI's taxonomy places the organism in Eukaryota, Metazoa, Cnidaria, Anthozoa, Scleractinia, Poritidae.
UGAGAACUUUCACCCCAGAACAAUGGAAAGCGAACGUGUAGCUGUAACUUCUGCGAAGGUUCAUUUUACACGGCAGGGAAGAGUUUCUUUCUUGUCUUUUGUGUAAAAUGCAGCAUGGAUAGGCUGUAAGUACAUGAGGAUACAAUUUCUUCGUCGAAAAUAAUGCGUCAAGGCCUGGCCACAGAGCUUGAACCUCAACACCGCCAUCAUGGUUCCACAGUGGUAAACAUGGACUUAGAUGCAGAUGAUGUAGAUAAAGGAAAACACGACGGAGACAGCUACCAGAUGGAUAGAGAAGAAGUAGAGGAUUUAUUUAAGAAGCUUGAUAAAAACAACGAUGGAAGGAUAGACGUUAACGAGCUUGCAGAAGGUCUAAAGCAUCUGCAUGGAUCGAGAUAUAAAGCUGGGCAAGCUCAGGUUUGUAUGAAACACGGCAGUGAUAUCACAGCUAGGUUAAAGCUUCCUUUUCUCAUUUAUUACUCCCUUUGUUGCGUGUAUUCUUUCCCAUGAGUAGUAAGACUGAACAAAGGUGACCUCUGAGUUUGACUGUAGAUUUGCAAUAUACUUGAAAGUCUUUUAUUUUAUCACGAAAAUAUAUUGUUUUGCUUUUGAGUGUGAAGCAUUUUUAUGCAUUGUAAGCUUGUUUCUUAACUUAAUUUUGCAUAAAUUGCAAUAUCCGUUUUGCAUGCAAUCUUUACUGAAGGAGAAAAUUCCAAAGGAAUAUGUUUAUUGCUUUUUUUUCGGACAUAGCCAACAGCAAUUAUUAUAUAUACUCUUAGGAAAUUAAACAUUUUUUACAGUAUAGUCGAGCCCCAGAAAUGUUUUACAAAAUCCAUAUUUACCCGGAUACGCUUGGCUUGAACUUCACGCUAGGAUUCCAGCAAUUAACAUUUAAAUUUUACAGAAAGAGCAUCGUUUUAUAGUAUUACAAAUGUUAAUGUUUAAUACCUUUAGGGUUAAACCGUUUUAAGUCGGUUCCAGAAGGAAGUGAUAUUAAUCCUUUCAUUCCUAAUACUGGUCAAAGAAAAAAAUGUACCAAGAAAAAAUUUGUAUAUAUCAAAUUUCUUGUUGUAAAAUCCUUUGAAACAAAUGGUACGGUGUAAGGGUUCUUAUUUACCAAAGGUCCUAAAGAGGUUUCAUUGUUUUUAAUUUGGUAACACCAUAGGAUUUCUUCCACAGAUCUAAACGUUUAAUAGUGUGACAAAUCUCACCAUUAGUUGAUACCAUGCGCUAGGAGUGAAGAGUAAUAUUAUAAUCACGCAAAAAGUUGUUCAUUUUGGGUUCAGAACUUUUAGUCUUUACUCUACUGCUACAUUUGUAUUUUUGAGUAAAGCAUUGGCUAUGGUACACAACUGUACAUGCUACAACAACAUUAACAACCACAACAACAACAACCUUUACCAUUAGAGAAAAAAUUAUUACAUUUUAUGAUAGCUCAUGGUAAGAAAGAAAAAAUGAGGUUACAUAGAAUGGAUACAUUAUGAUAAAGGGAUUACUAGGAACUAAAUUAACAAACAUUCUGGUGAUUUUCAAUAAAACUUGAAAUAUGAACGGUGUACAGAAAACGAGAAAUCAGGGUUAUGUAUUGCUACAAUCAUCGCUACUUCUGGCCAAUGUUAUGUGACAAUGUCAAUCAUUCAAAGUCACAAACUAGACCGAAAAGUAUUGGGUCAUUAGCAAAAUGUAGUCGCAGUGCAGCAUGCGGUUUAGUUUGGGCGAUUAGUACAAUUAGUAAGCAUGUUUAUGAAACUGAAUGGUAGAAAUCCAAAGAAACCAGGCAAUACUUUCACUGUACCAAGGACUGUUAUUUGUAAUGAUAGUGAGUUAUUGAAAAUGUUUCUUAAGAGGAAGUAAUAGUACAAGAGGUGCAUUCUAAAGUAGCUUUUGUGGCGUGCUUCACCCUUGUAGCAAAUUAUGACACUUGGUGAUCAGAACCUUGAUGGACACAUGUCAUUUGAAGAGUUUGUCAAGUAUGUGACAGAUCACCAGAAGAAGCUGUGGAUUGUGUUCAAAUCUAUUGAUCAAGAUGGCAGUGGUAUGACAAACUCAGUUACACUCUUCUCCGUGUUCUCUGUCUAUAUGAUCUUUGUAUUUUCUUCAAAUGCUAAUCAGAUGUAGACUGAAACUGACUGUCUGUCCUUGAUUGCCCUUCCAGGAAGUGUGGAUGCUACAGAGCUCAAGAAGGCCUUUGAGAAGAUGAAUGUUCAUGUGACCGACAAGGAAGUAGGCCUGCUGUUGAAAAGGUAGAUUACAGCUGCAAGGUCAAGGCUGUGCACCCUGAUGCUGUGAGAUUCAGGGUGCCCAGCAUAUGAUUUCUAUGCAAAAACUGUGAUUUUGUACUCAUCCGAGAGCAAAAGUUGGACGCCAGGGGCCUUCCAGGCACUGUUAGAGCACAGCCUUGAAGAUGUUAAGCUUUUAGAUGCAUUCUAUGGAAAUGGCAUAUACUCCUUUCAAAUAGGAGUAUGGUUUCAGAUUGUUACCAUAAGAGUGACUGACAGAAAAAGAGCAAUGUUAUUUGCAUAAAAAGGCACAAUUUGAGCAAUUUGUAACUCACACAGGAUAUAUUAGAUUAAAUUAAGCACCUUUUUUGGGGGUUGUAAUUGGCCAACAACAAAAAAAAGCUAUGCCUGGAAGAACUGCGACCAUCUGGCAAUAUGUCCUAGUAAAAGAUGUCAUGUUUCUGUUAUAAUAUUUUAUUGUCUGAUUUGAUUUUUAUAAUGUGUCAGAAGCUCCUACAUGUAUAUGUAUCCUUGUGGUUUGUUUCUUGUAAUUUCUGUUCAAAGUGACCAGAAAACAAUGUGCAGUUCUUAAGUUUUCUUACUGAGAUUGCAAAUUACUUUGAUUUAGAGUUAAAUUAGUGUUUUAGUUCCUAAAAGCACAUUACAUUAAUUUUAAUCCUUUUUUUUCCAAACCUUCAGCAUGGACAGGGACAAAACCUUAAAAGUAAACUGGAAUGAAUGGAGGGAAUAUCACUUGUUGAAUCCCAGCGGACAUAGUAUGCAUGAUAUUAUUCAGUUUUGGAGACAUCAUACUGUAAGUUAUGGCAUGAUUAGUUUUUAACUAAGGUAUUAGAUUUUGAAUCAUUCACGAAAGUGACUGUGCUUUACUUUUGUUCUUUUUGCUCUUUAGAUAUACUUUCUCUGGAUGAUUCUUUGAUAAGAACAACUCGUGGGCUUCUUCACCCUACUUUGUUGUUAUACUUCUUGUUAUCUCCAUUUUUUCCAUGGUUAGAUGCAUUAUUGCUGUGGAGCCCCAAAAACUUGAAAAUGGUUUAAUAACUCAAACUAAUAUUACAUGUACUCUCUUUGGUGGUAUUUUCAGUAAAAUGUAGUAUGCUGAACUUACACCCUUACUAAGUCAUAGUUUUUUUGUUUCCCUUGGGAGUUUGAGCUAGCCAUGUUCUACUGAAUUUAAUAUGAUUAAGUUUGGUCCAGCAAAUUAUAUUACUUUCCGAAAACAUAUUUGGUAAAAUGAUGACUUUUUGAAGUGGGUAAAAGUUAAAUAAUAUUGCUUGAUGUUUUAAUUUAUAGGUUAUUGAUAUUGGGGAGGACAUGACUGUCCCAGAUGAGUUCACAGAGGAAGAGAAAGUAUCAGGGAUGUGGUGGAGGCAGCUUGUUGCAGGUGGUGGUGCUGGAGUAGGUUGGUACAGUGGUUUUUAUUUCCACAUAUUUUAAUGAGGUGCUUUAUGUAUUUGAAGCAAUGUCAAGGUUUUUGCACCUUUGUUGACAAGAGUAAAGAAUAAGCAAGUAGAAUGUGAUUUUCCAGGUGGGUGUAGUCCUGAAUAGGCCUGUUGUCAGAUAGUGACUAAAGUUUUGGCAACCUGUGUGGUAAUGAUCUUCAGCUGUGUCAAAGCCCUUUUAAACUGAAGAUGACUGCCACACAGGUUGGCAAAACAUCAGUCACUGACAACACAAGUCCUCUUCAAGACUGUACUCACCCAGCCAAUCUUAUUACUUCACUUAUGACAUGACUCUUGGGUUCAAGCCAUUUACUGAAAUAUAUAGCUACCACUUGCAUGUAAUUUUUGCAGAAUUUAUUGGCAAUCUGAUGUUUGUUUUUGAGUAGAAAUUUCCCUGCUUUGUCCCACUUAACUGCAGAGCUGCAAAUAACAGUCAUUUAUUGGACUAUGUGCCCCUAAAAUUUUCCCAGGUCUGACUAGAUCCUGCCUGCAUUUGGACAUGGUGUCUGAGCAGAUUAAAUACUGCUAAAGACUAUUACUCUCUUGCUGAAUGUUUGCAUAGUAAUGGCAAAAAAUUCAAUUAAUGUAUGUCUGAUAACGUUUCUGGUUUAUUUGACUAAAAGGAUGACAUCAGACAAUAUGUGAGUUUGUUUUUAAAUUUUAGCAGAAUUUGUUUUGUUUUUAAACUGCAGUAUCCAGGACAGCUACGGCACCUUUGGAUAGAUUAAAAGUUUUAUUACAGGUAAGGAUACACUUUUACUGCAUGGAUUAACCUGAGAUCAGGCUCUAUUUUCAUUUCGCUUUGUAAAUAACAUUCUGGCGGGCAUGGCGAAACGAAAAGAGAGCCCCAAUUUCAGCGGUAGCCGUUAGAGAGAAUGUAUGAGAACCGCUCAAAUUGGGCCUGAUCUCAGGUUAUGCAUGGAUCUACAUUUUCCACAUUUUUUCUAUCUAUGAGGUUAUAAAUGCAUAAUUUACUUAUUAAGGUCAUUUUGACCAAUAUAUUGCAAUAGUAUCACCAUAGCUGAAGUAAAUUAUUAUUGCAAUCACUGAUUAGUAUGAUAGAAGUGAUACUACUGACAAAAAAUACUGUUGACAUUCUAUUGCAAUAGUAAAUUUAUAGUGUUAUUCCACCAAUAUGUGUAAUCAAACUACAUCAUCAAUGGUUUUAUGCUAUGUAAGCUAAACUUGCUAUUUACAUCCUAGGUACAAGCGUCAAGUCAGAACAGAAUAGGAAUCACCUCUGGUUUCAAGAUGAUGGUAAAAGAAGGAGGUGUCAAGUCUUUAUGGAGAGGAAAUGGUGCCAACGUAGUUAAAAUUGCACCAGAAUCAGCUAUAAAAUUUUUUGCUUAUGAAAAGGUAAAUGCUCUUAACCCUUUUAAGCACAGAAGUGAGCAAAGUGAAAAUUUGACAAAAUUUUCAAAUUCCAUUUUGUAAAAUGCUGAAAAACAAAUACUGUCUUUCCUUGAAUAGUAGCAGGGGGUGAUUGUUUCUUUUUUCGCACCAAAAGGGGCGAUAUAUUCAUGGGAAGACGAUCAUUAGGGGGAGGCGAUUAUUUCAAAUAGUGCUCACUCUGAGUCGUGCCCUAAAUACUUUGUUCUAUUUUUCCAUUAAAUUAAAAAAUAAUCACAUCAAACAAACUGAACAUUGACAUUUAAAGUGUUCCAAAUUUGGUUCCUUGAUUAAUUUUCAAUGUCAAUGUCCUCGGUGUCAGAGCUUGAAUUGUCUCUGAUCAGUUUUGCUGGAUCAGACUCCACUUUUGCUGUAUCCUCCAAGUCUACCACCAUGGGUAUCCCUAGCGAGUAACCUACAGGGGUGGGGUAGGGGCGAUUAUUUUAAACGUAUCCAUCAAAGGGAGGCUAUUAAACGAGGGACGGCUAUUAUUUGAGGAAAUACGGUAGUACCAUGUGAAAAUACUGCUGACGGGAAUUCAUUUGAAUGGUAACACCAUAGGAUUUUGUAGAGGCUUCUUCAAGACUUAUCAUUCAGUCUUGGAGUGUCAGUAUUAAAGAAAUUCACUAGAAUUGCUGCAAUGUUGGCUGUUGGCAGUUAGUCAACCGCCACCCGGUUAGCUCAGUUGGGUAAUUGCUGGGCUGCCGAGCUGGAGGCCGCUGGUUCAAGUCCCGGCUGGACCAACACUCAGGGUCUUUAAAUAACUGAGAAGAAAGUGCUGCCUUUGUAAAGACAUCUGCAAACGGUUAGACUUCCUAGUCUUCUUGGAUAAGGACGAUAAACCGUAGGCCCUGUCUCACAUUCCUUGCAUAUAUAAAUUCUGUGGGACGUUAAAGAACUCACACACUGUUCGUAAAGAGUAGGGGACGUAGUCCGUGGUGUGGUGGUCUAUCUCUCAUGGGGGGAGGAACUGUUACGGGCCAAAAAUAAAAUAGCUAUGUUGGAUGGUCAAGGAUCAUCAAAGCAUUCUAAGCCUUAGUUGAUACAGUCGUCUUACUGUUUGUCAAAAAGGCACGAACUCAAGAACAGCAACAUAAAAAUUAAAACCACUUUAGUUGAAGUUUAAUCUACAUUUAAAUCUUAGGUAGUGCAAAUUUAGACAAUUUCAGCCCUCACCAACUGGCCAUGGAAUUCUUUGAAAUAAGAAAAAUGACCUCUUGAAACUGUGGAAGGUUGAACAACAAAAACUAAACCCCUGGUGAUUUACAUUUUAGCUCCCUUUUCAAAAUCAUUAUUGCCUUGUUUUGAAAUGUCAUUUGUUCAGGCAAAGAAACUGUUAGGUGCGGAUGAUAAACAGCUUGGUGUGAGUGAAAGACUAACAGCUGGUGCCAUGGCCGGUGUAGCUUCACAAACAUCUAUAUAUCCACUUGAGGUAGUAUUCCCUUAUGACGUUUAAUACUCUUAGUUUUAUUGUUUUUUUUUUUUUGACUGAAGUAUUAGUAGUAAUAAAGGAUAUUUUAUGGCGUCCCAAGUGGCGAGCAGUGAGGAGAAAUUGCUCUUUUUGGAGGCGACAUGUUUCAAUGUAGCUGAUUGUUUUAGACUUGACAGAUAAUGGACGAGUUUGCUGUCUUCCCCUUAAUUAAGGUGUCUUUGCUGACUUUAUAAAGGUUCGUUUUACAUAAAAACGAGAACACACGUGUGAAACAUACUGAGCUACACUGUAUACAUCCAACACUUAUUAGAGGGUGUCCGCUUAUUAGCAGGUUCGCUCAUUACGGGUUUCCCUUCAUAUAUUUACCAAAAUUAAAAAAGAAAGAACCUUUCAGAAAAAGGAAAAAAUUAUUUUUGUUGUCUUGUGUUUGUAGGUGUUAAAAACAAGGUUAGCUCUUCGUAGGACUGGUCAAUACAGAGGACUCUUUCAUGCAGCGUAUGUGAUAUUAACAACUGAAGGAGUUAGGAGCUUUUAUCGAGGAUUGUUUCCAAGUCUUCUAGGAAUUAUUCCUUAUGCUGGGAUAGAUCUUGCUAUAUACGAGGUAAGGCUUCAUAUCUGUUAUUUUACAUGGGAAGGCCAUACUUUAUCAAACGCCUUAUCUUUAUACCCAAGAGCUUGAAACGAAAAUGAAAAUUUUACCCUGGCCACCAGCUUAUUAAUUUUCUGCUCCUGAAACCUCCACAUAAUGGCCAUCUGUACAAACUAGCAGAGGCCAGUAUUUUAUUAUCCCAAAUCGGAAACUAGCCUUUAGGUUAUCUCUACUUGACGGCUUCAUCACCACUGUGAAGUUUGGUAAAACUUUUGUUCACGCCAUUUCCUAAGGACAUGUACAGGGCGCCAUGACAGUGAUGACGCCCUUGCUACUCACACAGUGGUCACGCCCAUCAAAUUUUGUUCCGUAGAUAGCUUUGGUGUAGUUGUUUGACUGUUUGUAGAAGUAUUAUAUGAAAGAAGAUCAUCGCAGUUAUAGACGCAACUUUUGCAGUUGCGAAAAGAAAGCCUGAAAAAAACAUUCAGGCUUCUACGGGAUUCGAACCCUUGACCUCUGUGAUACCGGUGCCGCGCUCUGUCAAUUGAGCUAAGCCAGCCGGGAGCAGGUCGUUUGUAGAACGUUGAGGUGCAGUAAUGUAGUCUCUGCUUUUGUAAAUGGACCAGUGAGUGUGUACUGAUCAAACCUGUUUCUAAGUUUUUUCCUUCGAGUCGCCUGCGUCACAACUGAAUAAGCAUCAUUCCCUUUGCUUGUAAUUGUCGGAAUCAGGUUGCAAUUACAGCCCAUACUGCUAUGUAACACAGUUAUUAUUACAACUUUGCUUAAGAUUUACUUUAUAAAUCCUUAAGGGUUAACCCACUUUAAGAACAAUAGUUUUCUUUUAUUGCGAUGAUUGUCCAUAGUUCUCAUACUAAUUUAACCCUUUAAGCCCUAAGAGUGAUCAGCAUGAAAUUUCUCCUUAUAAUAUCAAUGCUUUAGAAAACAGAGUGGUCGUGAGAAUUGAGGUCGUGAUCAGGGAAGAUGAGUCUUAUUGAUGUUUCAACAAAUUCUCCCCACUAUUUCUGUUGACAAAGUAUGGGGACUGUAAAUGAGAAUCUCAGUUUUGAUAUUAGGGUUUAAAGGGUUAACAACGGAGCACAUUCAGUAAAACUGGAAAUGGCUUUAAAUUCUCUAGCCUGUGCGUCGUAGACGUAAUCUAAUCCCAGCAGGUAACGUUGGCGAAGCAGCGCCAAAUCCUUGUUCUUAGCUCCCAACGGACCAACGAAAGAAUUACCGGAAAUACGUUUCGAAUUUCCUUUCAUCCUGAUUGGCAAAAUGACAAUGGCUUUUUUAACAGGCCAAUCACGUUGUGUACUCAAAUCCUGGUACACAUGUGAGGAUCCAGAAGAAGGAUUUCAGCGCUGACUCGCGGACGUACCUAACCAAAGGUUUCAUUUUAUCUGUGGCGCAGACUAGAAAUUCCCAAACUUACGUGUUAGGCAGUAAAGAUGAUUGUGACUGGCAUACCAAUCCAUUGUUUUAAAUUUUGCUUUGCAGACUCUUAAAAACCUUUACUUAAAUUACCACAAGAACCAGUCAGCUGAUCCAGGAGUGUUUGUGCUGUUAGCUUGUGGUACAGCGUCAAGCACCUGUGGACAAUUAGCUAGCUAUCCUCUGUCACUGGUUAGGACUAAAUUACAAGCUCAAGGUAAAGUAUUCACAUUACCCCAUCACUUUGUUUCCUUUCUUGCUGUCAGCUUUCUUUACAACGAUGAAUGUUGAAGAUAAUGAUACAGUCAACUCUUUAACGACGGAUACUGUCAAGGCUAACCCUUUAAAAGUGCGUCUUCAGUUCCUGUGUUCAGCGGUCAUGAAGUCUAAUCUUCUGAGAUAGAGAAACAGCUUUUAAGACUCACAAAUUUGUUCUUGUCUCCAGGCCCCAGUUGUUUAACAGGGGGAUAAAUCUCUAUCCAGUGGAUAACGCAAUUGAUGUUCCAAAUACUUAUCCGCUAGAUAAUUAUCUUUAUCCAGUGGAUAGCGCUAUCCAUCGUUUGAAAAACUGGGGCUCUGGACACUCCCGCUGUCCCAGAUUUACGUUCUUGACAUCGUUUAUAGUAGGCACAUGAGCAAUUUAGGACGCAAAUAAGAUCGGGCCGCAAUGGAGGAGGACGCGCGCUGACCUCGCCCUUCUUGCGUGUCGUACUCGCGCGUGAAUCGUUUAUCUCUCGUCACACUUUUUUUUAUAUACCUACCACUCAGCAGCCUCUCACGCAGGUGUUUUUAGGGGAUUCGAAUUAUCUCCCUCCCCACUGAAAUAAGACCCCCCUUAAAAAACCCUCCGCAGGAGGCUAGCCAGGCAUUUCUCUUAGGCACCUUACUUUUCAUCGUGUGCACAAUGUCCUGUAGACUAAAAGCCAUAUUAACCGAAUAUUUAUUUAUUGAUUGAUUGAUCUUAACAGCGCGAUCUAAAGAUGCCACCGGGGGAGAUAACAUGGUAUCUGUCUUUAAAAGAAUAUUGCAAGAAGAUGGUCCGCGUGGACUUUAUAGAGGUCUGGCACCUAACUUUAUGAAAGUUGCGCCCGCCGUUAGUAUUAGCUAUGUCGUGUACGAACAUUUGAGAAUGAGCCUUGGAGUUAUAUAGCAGACGCAGGAUAGCUUAGCAGAAGAUCAUAGUUUGUGGAGGGGAACUAUGAGUUAAUCAGAUGCUGGACUGCUGUACGUUCGGAAUUGGACAAAGUAAAAAAGGAAGGCUUGUUUCGAGCAAGUUAUGUCCCGUGAACGAGGAAGUAAUAAUUGUAAUGACUCAACGCCGGUAGAAAUUUAUAUUAGAUCUCACUUUUGUUUUACAAAACAAUUCUAACGUUCAUUUCUGAUUUCAUUGUAUUUUAUUUGAAAGAUUUGCUUAUUUUUCAGGCGACUAAUCUAUCUCAAACGGGGGUAUUUAUGCGGUUUUUUGUAGUGGGAAUUGUGAAAAAGGAAAAAUACAGGAAGUAAUUGCUUUUAUGUGCGCAAUACAUUACUUUCAAUUUGUUAACCGAAAGUGCCGGUUGCAUUUUGGUGACAAGUUUUUCUUGCGUGUAUUAUCGAUCACAAACGCGACAAAUUUUUACGUUUUUGAAAGCAAAUAGUUCCUCUGUUUGUUACCACUUGACAAUUUAUCGCGAGUAAUCGAUGUGGUUAAAAGAUGGCUAUUUUCCUAUUUGUUAAUGCGCAGAAUCUUGGAGCAUGUUGAACAUGCUGGAGUUUUAACCAACGUCCUAAUCAAUUCUUCAAUGUAUUGCCCUAGGACUAACGUAUUAUCAAAGACGAUGUAUGGUGUAAAUAACUACAGGCUGUAAAGCGUUUUAUUUCUUUUUGAUGGAAAUUACCUCCCGUUGUAAGCGUUUAGUACGUUUAAGAAAGAAAACUGAAAUAAUCGCAAGUGCUGCAAGCAACUUGGUACCCGUACUGGUUUCCGUACUGUAAGAGACUGUGGAGUCUAAAUCACGAACUUUCAAUGACUAAUUUGGACGGUCUAUACGGCUCGACUCUUGAAGCCCAUGUGUUCAGCCGGUUUCUUCCCCCAACAAUUAGGGAGUUUAAGAUACCACAACGACGACGGCCACGAAAACGUCUCCUAAAAAGUGAAUUCGCGUUCUUUAUACCUCUAUGGUAGCCUGCGUGGCAGGCGUUCGAAAGGGAAGGGAAAGGGAAUUAGGGCGCGAGACCACGCGCGAGGGAGGAGGCAGGCGUUUCCCUCCCUCCUUCCUCGCGCGCCCCUCGCGUUCUCUCGCGCCUAAAACUCCCUUUCACAAAGCUCCCUUUCCCUUCCCUUUCAAACGCCUGCCACGCAGGCUACCUCUAUGGCGAUUAUUUCAACUCGCUUACUUUGUCAAAUGCAAGCGAUCUCUCUUGGAGCCGAAUUCCAAACAACCAUAUCCAAGUUCAGAUAGAGGAAGAAAAUUUCGUCGUCGCUUGUUUAUGUCCUCCGUAAAACGUGAUAUUAGGCAUUUUCACGUCAUAGUCAUGUAGUGACGGUAAAGAAAUGUACAAAAAAGCGUUAUGCACUUGCAAAGUUGUUUUUCUGCCUAUUCAACAUAUUGUUUUUUUGACGUUCUCGUUGAUGUCGCAGUCGUGGUAUCUUAAAAAAUAUAUCCCUAAAAUCGGAGAGACGGUCCCUUUCCCCGAUUUUGUUGGAUGGGAGAGGGGGCGGCUGUACACAGGGUAGACUCUUGUUACAUGUUGUUAGGAGAACCCUUCGAAUUC